AUGUGACAUUAAUGCCGGCAUGAUAAUAUUUAUAAUAUUCCAGUUGAGUGAACAAUCCACCAAAUUUACACACACACACAAGAAAAAACUGUGGAAAACCCUUUAAAAUGAACUGAUUUGUUAUUGCAGUAGCAUAACAUUUAAUCUCAGCACAUUUUUGUUUUCAUGUUAAGAAGCUUUAGAGUUAAAUAAACUGGUGCCACAACACAAUCCCUUUAAAACAAUUUGUAAGCCAUGACAGCUGUGUUUGCCUGCCAAUGCUGAAUGGGACAGGGCAGAAGCUACUUUCCUUUAGCUCACCCUCCCAACACCUAAAUCCUACCUGGAGAGAAGGAGGGUCAAAGAUCACGGUCUACCUCAAAGCUUGUGCAACUUAAUAAGAGAAGAGGGGAGCAAUAAUUUGGUAUAGCUAAUUUAUUCGUGGUUUUUUUCUAUGAUACAUUACCAAUUCUUGUUUACAUAACAUUUAUUGUAAAUGAGUAACAAUCGUGGUCUAAAGUUUACAACAGUGUCCAAGAAAUCCCAAAGCUAAAGCUGGCACAAAAAAAAGAAAGUUAAUAAAAAUAAGACUUAAAGUUGUUUCAGCAUUUGACAUUCACAUUCUUAAACCCUCUUUACACCAAGUGGCGAGAAAAUGGUCACUAUACAGAAGAGCCAUAAAGCCCUUAGCUUUUCCGGAGUAAAUAUGUCGAAGUCCUUUAGCUAACCGGCUAGCUGUUAGCACAAUGUAGCCUGACAGGUUAAUAGGAGUUCUGUGUGUUCUGAGGUCGUCUAAUACGAACAUUAACGACGGAAACACUUUAAUUCAAAAUUAUGUGUAAAACCAGCGUCUGUCUCGGUGCUAAUAGGAUGAGCUCUCCGCCCGAGCCGACACCAGGGUGCUCCCGAUUGCUCAGAGACUUCGCUGAACGUCUGAGGAGAGUUUGGGAGGAGUUCAAGUACAAACUGGAGGAAGUUUUUGGAGAACUUCUCCAAUGUACCUGCUUUGGGAAUGCUCCUGAGAGGAGGCUGGCUCAAGAUUUCUUGUCAUUGCAGCUCAUGUGUGAUGAUGAAACUCAGGUUUUCAAUCAAAGAAGCCUCCCAGCACUGAAACGACUUGCAGCCUCUCAAAAUGCAGAUCUGCAAAUGUCUGCAGCCAUAUAUUACCUGCACAUCAGUCACCACUUGAACUCUCCCUUACCAGAUGCCUUCGUGGAACCAAUCACGGCUCUUCUUUUGUCCUCUGACCUGGAUGUGCAGAAGACUACUUCCUUUGCCCUGGUUAAUCUACUAGUUAAGAAGAAUGUUUGUAAAGAGUCGGUGAUCGAGACGGGGAUGUUGGUGCCGCUGUUGGAGUUGCUCCAGUCGGGGGAUCCGAUGGCUCAGUGUCACUCUUGUGCCUGCGUAGCCAUGCUGGCGUCCUCAGAAUCGAACAGAGAUUCUAUUUUGGUGGAUGGAGUGAUGCCUCUGUUGGCUUUGGCAAAAUCCUACGAUCCAGCGGUACAGCUGAAUGCAGCAUGGGCCCUGUUACAUCUCACCCACUCAGAUUGGUCAACAAGAGCUCUGUGUCAGGCAGGGGGCAUCCCUGUCCUGGUUCUCCUGCUGCAGUCCUCCAGGUCAGAAGUUCAGUUUUACAGCUGCACAGCUCUUUGCAACAUUGCCGCCGUUCAAGAGCAUCACCCAAAGUUGCUCAGCGUCGGGGGUCAUUAUUUGUCUAAGUCGCUUUUGACGCUGAUGUCUUCCUCUGUAGAAAAGAAUGCAGCCCAAGCAUGCAGAUGCCUUCAAACUGCCACAAAACUGGGGCUCCUCAUGAGCGAAGGACUGUUGAGGGAAGUCGGUCAGCUGCUCCAUCAUUCCAGCUCAAACUCUGCUCUGAUCUCACAAAGCUGCGAGCUCAUCGCUGACCUCUGCGGUGCCUGCAUGGACGAGCAGGCUGUGACGGAGAGCCUGUGCUUAUCAGGGCUGCUCCGAGGACUUGAGUCUCCUUCCCUGUCAGAUGAGACGUUGCUGCGUGUGACUUUGUGUUUACGUCACCUGAUGAGCUGGGAGGGGCUAAGGACUACGCUGUCCACUUCGGUAUCACCAGAGCAGGUUGGGAGACUGGUGCAGCUUUCUGGACAGACAAGAAAUCCCGAGUUGGCGUACAACUCUGCAGCCAUCAUACACAUGUUUGAACUGACGGAAGGCUUCCUCCAGCUGCUGAGGCCUCACUACAGCGCAGUGUCUAAAUAUUUGUUUCUCUUCCUCAAAAGGAAAGAUGUUAAAUUCCAGCAGCUUGGUAUUGCAGCGAUGGCUAAACUGAAGAAUGAUGGAGACUUUUUAACGGCGGUGACUGAUGGUGACCUGGAGGCUCGGCUGUCGCACAGACAUGAAGAGACGGAGGAGACGAGAAUGAUUCAGCCUCCGUCGCCAUCUUCUGGUUAAUCGUCGACUUGCUUAGUAUUUUUAUGAACAGUCUAAGAUGCUCACUUUGAUGCAAAACUAUGAUUUGUUUUUUUUAUAAAAAAAAUUUUCAUACAUGCUGCUUUUUUCUUAAAUCGUUUUUUAUAUUUGUAUUUGUUUUGCAUAUUUAUCUUUAAAAAGAAGAAAAGGACAUAGAUGUGGCAUCAGCUUUAAUCAUUUCUAACAUGUAUUUGAACAUUUUCAUAAAGCUAACUUGUGAUAGUCUACAACAGUACUUAAGGUAUAGGAUCAAGUUUAAGUCACACUUUUUCUGCAUUUUUCUGCUUAAAAAGCAUUUAACCAACAGCUCUCUGAUUCGAAGCAACUGUGAGCGAAAAGAAAAAAAAAAGAAAAGGCAUUGUUGCAUUCUCGCCUCUAGGAUAAGCAUACACACAAAAUUAAAGCCCAUCUUUGGAAACCGUA
Molecule: messenger RNA, 2844 nt
Organism: Gambusia affinis (western mosquitofish)
Lineage: Eukaryota; Metazoa; Chordata; Actinopteri; Cyprinodontiformes; Poeciliidae
Product: vacuolar protein 8-like
Exons: 13
Coding region: 814-2403 (529 amino acids)
Biological process (GO): nucleus-vacuole junction assembly
Molecular function (GO): protein-membrane adaptor activity; protein binding
Source: RefSeq, a predicted model, not a curated record